GACAGAAGUUCAGUCUCGGUUUGCCGGUGCACACUGCCGCACAUCUUUGCUAGCUCUGUCCGCUCAGCCUUUGAGGCGACGCGUACAUCGAUUCUUUCAACCCGUUAUCAGCUGCCCUAAGCCUACUUUUCUACUUGUUCUUUCUCUCUCUAAGUAACCCAUAUCGGGGACCAUUGUUUCACGGCCAGCCUGAGUUCGCGGUCAGUUUCCAAGUGUUCAUAGUUUGAUACUGUUCUGUGUUCAAUUCAAAGUCAAAGAUGGCCCGUUCGUUGAUGCGCUUUGGCAAAUAUCUCGGCCAAAACUACAGUGCCGUCGCUGCACCCUCGCUCUCGGUGACAUCCGUCCGAAACAGGUCCUCCGAUGCUCGAAUUCAAGUGGCAAAGCCCGUGGUGGAGAUGGACGGCGAUGAGAUGACCCGAAUCAUCUGGCAGUUCAUCAAGGAAAAGUUGAUUUUCCCUUACAUCAAGGUUGAAUGCCUGUACUACGAUCUGGGGCUACCCUAUCGCGACCAGACCAACGAUCAAGUAACGAUCGAUGCUGCUCACGCGAUCCUGAAGCACAACGUAGGCAUCAAGUGUGCUACCAUCACUCCGGAUGAGGCCCGCGUGGAGGAAUUCAAGCUGAAGAAGAUGUGGCUCAGCCCGAACGGAACCAUUCGUAACAUUCUCGGCGGAACGGUUUUCCGUGAGCCGAUCCUGUGCUCCAACAUUCCUCGGCUGGUGCCGGGCUGGACGCGACCCAUCAUCAUUGGCCGUCACGCGCACGGCGAUCAGUACAAAGCGCAGGACUUUGUCAUCCCGAAGCCGGGUACCGUGAAGCUCGUCUACACUGCCGAUGAUGGAACUACGCAGGAGUUCCAACUGUACAAGUACAAGGACGGAGGUGUUGCCAUGGGAAUGUACAACACUGACGAGUCGAUCGCAGCAUUCGCUCAUUCCUCAUUCCAGAUCGCUCUCGGCAAGAAGUGGCCGCUAUACCUGUCGACUAAGAAUACUAUUCUGAAGCGCUACGAUGGACGUUUCAAGGAUAUCUUCCAAGAAAUCUACGAAAAGAACUACAAGAAGCAGUUCGAGGAUGCCAAGAUUUGGUAUGAGCACCGCCUGAUCGACGACAUGGUUGCCCAGGCCCUCAAAUCCGACGGUGCCUUCGUGUGGUCAUGCAAGAACUACGACGGAGAUGUCCAGUCCGACAUUGUCGCCCAGGGUUACGGUUCUCUAGGUCUCAUGACAUCCGUCUUGAUCUGCCCUGACGGAAAGACCAUCGAAUCGGAAGCCGCUCACGGAACCGUAACACGGCAUUACAGAGAACACCAAAAGGGUCGCCCCACAUCGACCAACCCCGUGGCGUCGAUCUUCGCGUGGACCCGCGGUCUGGAGCACCGCGCCAAGCUGGACAACAACCCGGAUCUGGCCCGUUUCGCAACGGCCCUGGAGCGUGCUUGCGUCGAUUGCAUAGAGUCCGGCAAAAUGACCAAGGAUUUGGCGAUCUGUAUCCACGGAGCCAAGAAUACCAAGGAAGGCAUGUACUUGAAUACCCAAGACUUUUUGGAGUCGAUCUCUGAGCAGCUGGAACGUUCGUGGAAGAAGUAAGAUGUAUGUGUGAGUGCCAUUGUGUGCGGUAACAUUUGCGUUAGGUCUUAAGAAACGGUGAUAAAAAUAAAGUUUUAAAAAUUAAA
Messenger RNA from Aedes albopictus (Asian tiger mosquito), 1675 nucleotides. RefSeq names its product isocitrate dehydrogenase [NADP], mitochondrial. Gene Ontology annotation, biological process: NADP+ metabolic process; isocitrate metabolic process. Gene Ontology annotation, cellular component: mitochondrion. Gene Ontology annotation, molecular function: isocitrate dehydrogenase (NADP+) activity; NAD binding; magnesium ion binding. The record is from RefSeq and is a predicted model, not a curated record. Lineage: Eukaryota; Metazoa; Arthropoda; Insecta; Diptera; Culicidae. The transcript has 5 exons. The coding region runs from base 258 to 1589 and encodes 443 amino acids.